Messenger RNA from Emiliania huxleyi CCMP1516, 414 nucleotides. RefSeq lists its product as hypothetical. Lineage: Eukaryota; Haptophyta; Isochrysidales; Noelaerhabdaceae. The transcript has 2 exons. The record is from RefSeq and is a predicted model, not a curated record. The annotation marks the transcript as partial.
AUGUGCCCCACCGAGCAAUGGCGACUCCUCCGCAACCUCAUCAACAGCCAAUCCGGCAAGCCUGGUGCCCUCGUCGUUGAGCUGCCAGAGGGGUCUCUCUUCACCUGGACCGCCUGCUCGCAGCUGCGCGUGCAUCUCGCACACGUGACGCUGCGAAGCACGGGCGUCGGCGCAUCUCUCAACGCCAGUGGCUGCUCUCGACACUUUGAUGUCGCCUUUGGCGGCACGCUGGAGCUCGAUCACGUGCACCUUGUCGAUGGUGGCAAGCAGGCGAGUGGCGGGGCGGUCAAGGUGCGCCACGGCGGGUCGUUGCUCGUGACUGAGUCCUCGAUCGAGGACUCGAGUGUGGUGUCGCUCGACGGUACCGCGUACGGUGGCGCCAUCGACGCAUCAAACGAGAUCGCGAUUGAUCUG